UGCCAGACCGCCGAACGACCGCGCCAUGGAGGUGCCCCGCGAGAUGAGGCUAUCCCUUCUUCGCUGGGACCGCGCUGAGGAGGGGUGCCAGCAGGAGCCGCCGGAGGGUAGGGGCGCCGAUACUUAUGAGCCGCGACCGCUUGAUGCCCCGGAGGGGGGUGGGCGGGGGUCGCCGCCUCCGCCGGACGAGGGAGGAGUCGGCGACGAGGAGGAAGGGCGAUGGGGGGUAGAAGCGGCUGCUACGAUGGACGUGCCAUCUGAGGAUGACCUGUUUCCGGGAGACCCGGAACAGAAGAUGCGGGAGGAGAUGUGGAUGCUGUGCAACCUCGAUGAGCACCUCCUAUUGAGCCAGUUCCACGUACCGCCUCCGCCAGCGCAGCAGCAGCGGCUCCCGCCCCCCGCCACCGCGGCUAUGGAAGGAAACUAUGGCGGCGGCGGCCUCGUAUCGAGCAACCCCUGCCUUCGGCAGCCCAACGGGAUGCCGUACACCGCCGCCGCCAACACCCGGGCCGGCGGCGCCUCCCCGGCGAAGGGGGUCGCCGCUAAUAGCGCCGCUGCUGCUGGUUCCGGAGUAGGAGGGAGCGAUGGCUGGCGGGGGGGGGGACGGGCAGAGAGGAACCACAGCAGCAGCAGCAGCAACGGCAUACGGAACGAUGACGCCGCUGCCGCCGACGCGCGGGGGAGAAGGGGCGCCGCCGCGCCGCCGCCCAUCCGGCAGCCGGUGAUGCGCAGCCGGCGGGAGGAGCGCGUCACCUUUCACGCGCGGCCCACCUGCCACGACUUCUUGCGGGGGUGGGAAGGCGGCCGCGCGAGGUCGGCGGGAGACGGCGACUCAAGCCCCGGCGGCGGCGGCGGCGACAGGCUGCGCCCGCAAGGCGGGGGGGCGGGAGGAGCCUCUCCUCCUCCUUCCUCCGUCUCCGGCGACCGCGGGGCGCCAAGCCGAUACUCGCGGGGCCAGCCCCAGGACAGCGGCGGCACCAGCAGAGGGGGCAGCGGUAAGAACGGCGGUGGAGGCGUUGUUGAAGGACCGGGGACGACGGCGAGCGCGAGGCCAGCGAGAGGCGACGAGCACGGUGACGGUGAGCGGAGCGGCGGCGUCGGCGGCCGAAAGCGCCGCACCCCCGUCGACCGCGUCGUGGCGGUGGGCUUCAAGUCCGGGGAGUGCGCGGUCCUGGACGCGACCACCGCCAACGCGCCGUCGUUCCUGUCGGUGCUCAACAAAGGCGGCGCGCACUGCGAGGGCCGCGUGACGGCCGUGCGCUUCGUGCCCGGGGCCGGGAAGCGGCUGUUCGUCGCCGCCUUCUCCACCGGGGACGCCUACACGUUCGACAUCGGCCUCGAAAAGGAGGCCCCGAUGGGCACGGCAGCCGAGAAAGUCGCCGCCGCGGCAGCCACGGCAUCCUCUACCGGGGCUUCCAACGGCGGCGGCGGGGCGGCGGCGGCGGGAGGUGGGCUCGCGCCCGCAAAGAAACGAGGGUCGGGUGGGAAGGGGUCAUCGUCGUCGUCCGGCGGCGUUUGGGGGAGCGUGAUCGGGGGAAGGUCCACCCAGGACAGCAUCGGCAGCAGUAGCGGCGGGGGAAGCUGGGGCCGUAGCCGGAGCAACCACGGAGCGUCGGCGACGUCGACGUCGUCAUCGAGCGGCGGCGGCGGCGGCGGGUCUUCGGCGGGGGCGGCGCGGUCCUUACCGACCUCGUUCACCGGCGGCGGCGGCAGCGGCGGAGGAAAGAACGGUCGCAGCGGUAGUAGCAGCGGCAGCGCUAGCGGGGGCGGAGCUACCGGUAACGGGUCGCCGCCGCCGUCGGACCGGGGAGCCGAUUUCAUGGUGGAGAGAAACGGGGUGGCGGGGGCGAACCCGGUCUCGAUGUGGAGGGUCUCCUCGGACGGGCGGGAGAUCACAGCGAUGGUGUUCGCGCCGCUCCAGCAGGCGGACGGUAGGCGAUUGGUCGCCUUGGCGGCGCUUGAUGGGGUGGUGCGCGUCGUGGACUACGAUGAGCAGGCUCUGGUGGCCGGCUUCAAGUCUUGGUUCGGGGGUAUCCUGUGCCUGGACUGGAGCCCGGAUAUGCGGUACAUCGUCACCGGUGGCGAGGAUGACGCCGUUACUCUCUGGUGCGUGGAGACCCGCACGUGCGUGCUGAGGGGCGAGGGGCACGGGUCCUGGGUGACGGGGGUCGCUUUCGACUACUGGACCAGCAGAAGGCCGUACUACCGCUUCACAUCUGUGGGGGAGGACGCCCGGCUCUGCAUGUGGGAGCACGAUGAAAUGGCGGGGUCCCUGCUCCACGGGGCCGGCGGCGGCGGGGGGAGGCUUCGCGCCACCCCCCCGCCUCCGCCCGGCUUCCAGCACAGGUACAAGUCGUCCGAAAAUCUCAGCCGACAGCGGUCUAAGUCCUCGGAGAGCCUCGCCCUCUCCCAUAGCCUCGCCGAGGCUUCUUCUAAGAACCUUAGCCGCAGAGGCGGUGCCGCUGGCGGCGAAGGUGUCGGGCUGCCGGUCUCGACGGGGGUUCCGGAAGGACGGUCGUCUCCGCGGGAUGGCGAUGGCGGCGGGGAAGAAGACGACGCAGAGGCGGCCGGAGCGGUCGGAGCGCCAUCAUCGCUACCCCCGGACGAGCCGUUGCGAGGAGACAGCACCUGGCCGGUGCUCGGCGGGGGCUUAGCCAGGCUGGGACGCGGCGGCAGCGGCUCCGCUGCCACCGCCGUCGUAGGCGGCGCCGCAACAACGGGCGGGGGCGGCGCCGCAACAACGGGCGGGGGUGGGGGCGGGGGGCGGGCACCGCUGAGCUUGCCGUCGCGGGGGGCUCUCUUUUUCGGGGGCGCCGCGCGGGGGAGUCGAGCAGCGAGCUCCGGCGGCAACCCGGCGGCGGCGGGCACCGGCGGCGGGGGCAGGCGCGGUAAGGGCGGCGGCGGCGCCGGGGCGGCGCAACGAGAGGCCGCCGAAGAGGGAGAAGGGAGAGGGAAGGAGGACGAGGGAAGAGGGAGCGGCGGCGGCGCGGGCCACGUGUACCCGGCUCUCAGCAGGCAGUUGACCCCCCGGGGGGAGCCCCUGUGCUGCAAGCGCCUGGCGCAGGUGCCGCUGAGCCAGGUGAUGGUGGUGAGGGCCGGGGUGGUGACGCUCUGCGCCGAUGGGUUGCUGAAGCUCUGGGCGCGGCCGACGAUGCCGCCGCCGCUGCCGCCGCUGCAGGUGGACGGGGCAGACUUUGGGAGAAAAAAGGGAGACAACAGCGGUAGCGGCGGCACGAGCGCGGCAAUGGAGAGCCAGCAGGAAGAAGCAGGCACCGCGUCGCCGUCGCUCGAGUCUUCAUCCCUCCGCAGCAGCCCCUCCUACCGCGGCAAGGCCGUCGCCGCCUCUGUUGGCGGCGGGGGCGGCACCGCCGCGUCCCCCGCCGCUGCCGUCCGAAACGCCACCUCUUCUUCGGCCCCUGGCGCUAGCGCUAGCGCUGGCGCCGUUACUACUAUGGCGGUGAAUGAACCAACGGCGGCCGGCCUCUCAGUGGUCGGAGUAGACCCGUCCUCGGGCGGGGGGAACAAGAACGACCCUUCUUCCCGGGUGGGCAGGAACGCCAACGCGGCGGUGGUGUCCCCCUUGCAGCCCGCCGCCCUAGACGCUCUGAUCAACACGGAGAUCCUCACCCCUCGGGCGGACGGCGUCGGCGGCGGUGGCGGCGGCGGGGGAGCGACGGGGACAGGCGGGCCCGUCAAUGGCAAGAAGAAGGGCUUCUUCGCCAAGGUUAUCUUCUCCAAGAGCUCCGCCGGUCGAAACGGCGGCGGCGGCGGCGGCGGCGGCGGCGGCGGCGGCGGAAGCGGGGCAGGGUCGCGGCAGUACAACAACAACGACGACAGCGGCGGGUUCUCAGCCUUAUCAGCAGCCAACGCCAAGGGUAGAGACCCUUCCGAGCUCAAGGGGCGGAAGGCGGCAUCCCCGCCCGACACCAGGGGAGCAAGCAGCGCCGUCACCGCUUCCGCUGGCGGCGAGGCGGCCGGGUCCGCCGCCGCUACUAGCGGACGAGAGACACGUGGCGGCGGCGGCGGCGGUGCGAGAAGGGGUGGCGGCAGCGGCACGCGUAGGCUAGCGCGCUAGGAGCAUAUAUUGAUUGGUCGUCCAGGAGGGAUUCUGCAGAGGAUUGGCGUCGAGUUUUUCCUUUGCCCCUGGCUUGCUGUAGCGGGAUGCUCGAAGUUGUAGCCGUGGCGCUAGCUCCAUGCGAAAGCGGCGUGUGCUGUCAGCAAUAUACAUAAGUUUUCCAUCACACGGGAUGGCAGGUGUGCUGCUUAUUUUUUACGUUUGUCGACAUCGUGCUACAGUACAUGCUGGCAUGCCAGCCAAGAUCCGCCAACGUAGUUGUGCAGGGCGCAUUUUCGCCUACUGCUGUCUUGUUGCAGUCGAGGGCGUACAAGCUGCUUCUCCUUGCUUUUCAUACAUUGUCGCCAUACCCCUCGCGUGCCUUGGUUUUUCAUUCUCUUGGUGUUUUUUUCGUGUUCCACACGUGGGUGGCCGGCCUCUCUGUGCGUCGCCACGAUGUGUUGUUUUUCCGGUUAUAAUUGUACAGCUGUGCAGUACAAUCGUUUUCGUCUUGCGUCUCUACGAUCUCUUGGUGAUACUAGUGUGUGGUUAGGCUAGGCUUUCUCUGCUGCUGUCGCAGGACGAGAUUUCGAUAACUUUUCGCGUUCCUUGGGUAGGUAAACCUUCGGUCGGGAACUCUUUUUUGGCGAAAAAUCACGGAUGGCAUCCAAAAACGAAUAUUUCUGCGUCUUGGUUUACGUGCUACGUGGCAAACGCUCGUCAAAAAAAAAAAACGACCGCAGGUGGCGUGGGUGUGGGUGAGCUUCCAUUGCAGCUGUGGUGCCCGUCUGGUUGUGCUGACGUAGCUCCUUAGGAGCCGUCGGUCUCUCUCAAUGGCUACGUGUUGCGUUGUGCUCCAAGAUAGGUUCGGUUUAAGACGGUUGUUUUCUUUGACAGACGGGACUUGUGUAAUUUUCAUCCAGCGGGCUAGCGUGCUACUCAAAUAUAUGCGCGCGAGUGAAGGUUUGGAACGUUUUUAGGCACACUUCGCGCGGUGCCGGCGGUAGGUUUUGCGAUAUCACGGUGCCUUGGCCCAGCAAUGUUGCGGUAGUUGCCAGUUGGGAAGCUGCGGCCCGCCCUGAAGCAGAAGUUCGACGCGAUCCUUCCGUUGAAUGUCCCGCCACAUUCAAGCGCUGUUUUUUCACGCGAAGGUUGAGUCGUACGUGUGGUGAUAUUAUGUAUAACAUGUUCUUUGUGAGGUACAGUUCUACGGUGGUGACACACAUUUGUCUGCCUCUUUGAGUGUGGUGCAGUCUAUGAAGCAAGCGCCUCUUGCUGCUCACAAGGCAAAAUAACGUCUGAAUACAUCGUACUUGUUGGGCGAAAAGUAAUUUCUGUUUCAAAACGCCAGAUUAUUUGGUGUUUCUUGGUCUGUGCCAGACGAAGCGUUCGGUAACUCUGGCCCUUUCACACGGACGGCUCCUUCGAGAACCAACCACCGCCACCUUUGCAUGUACCAGUAUUCGUAGUCGAACCGAACCAACCGCGGUUCCCGCUGCUGCAGCUGCUGCUGCUGUGUUGCUCCCAUGAUGCCACUCCGACAGCAGAACGCAUAAAUGAACAAUGCAGUCCUCCCUGCCUAGUCUAUACAUUUACGAGGACACGUGGUCUCACAGGCGAAGAGAUGAACAGCAAAGAUGACAACGGUGGGUUCGCGACACCACCUCAAGAGGACACGAUGAGGAGAGAGCCCUUCCUUUUGUCGAGGUAGACGACGCGAACGACGAUCGGCGUUGGACGCGAUCGGCUACAGCUUCUUCUGUGUACUGCAGUACUUUGGGACCAGUCUGGUGAGGCGGCUCCGCUUGGACGUCUCUGCGCCGGCCUUCAUGAUGAGGACCAAUCUUCACAGCAUCACGGCUUUUCACAGAGUGUCCGCCUGUCUGUGGAAUCUCUCGGUAAACCAGGUAUGCCCUACAAGUGAGGGCAGGGAAGUAAAUACCGUCCUCAACCACUAUCGGCAUGUUCACCUUUCUCAGCAGGAUCAUGACAACCUGAGAGC
Messenger RNA from Ectocarpus sp. CCAP 1310/34, 6056 nucleotides. The record is from the annotation of a GenBank genome assembly. NCBI's taxonomy places the organism in Eukaryota, Phaeophyceae, Ectocarpales, Ectocarpaceae.